Magnusiomyces paraingens is the source of this 1275-nucleotide messenger RNA. RefSeq lists its product as uncharacterized. The coding region runs from base 1 to 1275 and encodes 424 amino acids. Gene Ontology annotation, cellular component: TRAPPIII protein complex. The record is from RefSeq and is a predicted model, not a curated record. NCBI's taxonomy places the organism in Eukaryota, Fungi, Ascomycota, Dipodascomycetes, Dipodascales, Dipodascaceae. The transcript is spliced from 2 exons.
AUGGCCGCACUACAAUCAACUCCAUCUCAGCAAAAUUAUCCAUUGAGUAUGAGCCACUCUGGUGGUGUUUCUGGUUCUAUUCCAUAUGCUCCUAGAUCUCAUUUGGUCUCUUUAAAGAUCCUGCGGCUUUCUCGACCUCGAAUUAAUCAACCACGCUUGCCUAUUGAUCUAGGAAAUGGAGGGCUUGAGACUAUUGACCAAGAUCUUGGUGAACUUUCUUUCAGUGUAAAUGAAGCAUCUCCAAGUUUUCCUGAUGUGUCUCCUUUGUUAACGCUUCCUGCAAACUUUGGCAAUCUUUACGUGGGCGAGACAUUUCGAGCAAUUCUAUCGCUUCACUCUGAAGUACCAGCAAACGUAGCCGAAAGCCCAAAUCUUUCGGUAACAGUAUCUGUUUCGGUAACCACCCCUACUCGUGAACAGUCUGUUUCACUGAUUCAUCCUACUCAUCCGGAUUCUACAUUUGUGUUAGUUCCUGGAGGGAACAAACAGUAUAUUGUUGAAUUUGAAACAGCUGAUGUUGGCGUUCACACUAUUUCUGCCUCAGUCACCUACACUCCAAUCCAACUACCCGAAGACGAAAAGGUCGACAAUUCGGUUGGUGAAGGAACAACUUCUUCAGCUCCUAAACAUGGUUCAGGGCUGGUGGCCGUUGCAUUGGCGGCACCAAUCACAUAUACAAAAAAUUACAGAUUCACUACAGCUGCAGGGUUUAACGUGGGCACUAAAAUAACAUCUGUUGCUCACGACACUUACCUACUAGAAACACGAGUGGAAAAUGCGACUGACACUACUGUUACCAUCGAAACUGCGGAGUUUGUAGCACCCGCAGGAUGGAUUUCACGACCUCUCGAAGUGCCAAACGAAGAGGUACACGAUGCAUUUGAAGACGACGAGGAAGACCAAGUCUAUUCAACGUUACAAGAUUCCAAUGUGAGUUUGUACUUAACAAACAUGGAUUCUCCGGCACUUAUGCCGAAGGAAAUCUGGCAAUUUGCAUACCUUGUUCAGCAUGACCCAGAUUUUUUUGCAAAAAAUGAAGCUGCAAAAAGCUCAAAUACGAAUGCGCAUGCAGAACUUUUGAGUCGACUUCCAUCCUCAUUUCCACCACCUCCUGCAUCACCGGCUCCCCGACAAAGUGCCAGCACUCCUCCUGCAAGGCAAUCUGUUGGAACUGGAAAAUUUAGCUUUUCAUGGCGACGCGAAUUCCUUGGUGAAAAAGGUUGGAUGAUGACCGGGCACCUUAAACGCACAACCAAUCUCGAAUACUGGGGGUAG